This is a messenger RNA of Syngnathus acus (greater pipefish), 1875 nucleotides long. Its product is annotated as protein NipSnap homolog 2-like. The record is from RefSeq and is a predicted model, not a curated record. Bases 66 to 926 code for a protein of 286 amino acids. Lineage: Eukaryota; Metazoa; Chordata; Actinopteri; Syngnathiformes; Syngnathidae. The transcript is spliced from 10 exons. Gene Ontology annotation, cellular component: mitochondrion.
CAACAGUGUGAACAACGCUUAAGGUUAUCCCCAUCAAAAGCAGACCCCUCUCGCUCUAAUGGAAGAUGGCGACUGGAGUCCUUCAGAGAGCAAGCACCGGCUUGGCCCGGGCUAGAAACGGGGCCCAGUCCACCAAGCGUCUUCUCGUUUGGAGCAGAGGCUUUUCCACAUCCGGCGUCAAUAAAAAAGAAGACAGCUGGUUCAAAUCACUCUUUGUCAGGAAAGUUGAUCCUAGGAAAGAUGCACACUCGACCCUACUGACCAAAAAUGAAGAAAGUAACCUUUACAAAAUCCAGUUCCAUAAUGUCAAGCCUGAGUGCCUUGAAGCAUAUAACAAACUCUGUGAGGAAGUCUUGCCCUCCAUCCAUGCUGAUAAGUACUACCCCUGUGAGCUGGUGGGCACCUGGAAUACUUGGUAUGGAGAACAAGAUCAGGCUGUUCACCUGUGGCGUUACAGAGGUGGUUACCCAGCUCUGACAGAGGUGAUGAACAAACUACGCCAGAACAAGGAGUUCACAGAGUACAGGAAGGAGCGUGGUAAAAUGCUGCUGUCUCGCAGAAACCAGCUUCUACUGGAGUUCAGUUUCUGGAAUGAGCCAGUCCCUAGAGAGGGACCCAACAUCUACGAGCUGAGAUCCUACCAACUCAGGCCAGGAACAAUGAUCGAGUGGGGUAAUUACUGGGCGAGAGCUAUUCGACUACGCCAGCAAAACAGUGAAGCUGUCGGAGGGUUUUUCUCACAGAUUGGCAACCUCUACAUGGUUCAUCACCUCUGGGCCUACAAAGACCUUCAAUCCAGAGAGGACACAAGGAACGGUGCGUGGCAAGAGGAAGGCUGGCACGAGGUGGUCUACUAUACAGUUCCUCUCAUCCAACAUAUGGAUUCCCGAAUUAUGAUCCCCACCAAGGCAUCACCUCUGAAGUGAAGACUGAAGCCUCUCGCAAUGAGUGACCCAAGAGCAUCAUAUCUGACCGUUUCAGUGCUAUCAAACUACAUGCCUCUUUCUUUCAUCAUUAUUGUUAUAUCAGGAGUUGGUGACUGAUGUAUAAGGACAGCUAAAGGAGUACAUGUACUUAUUGUGGUAGGUUCAAGUGGCACUGCAGGGAGUACUUGCUAACUCCAAAAUACUCUUAUCUAUGAUGCUUUGCAAUAUUUAUAUUGCCAGGCAUCUACCUAGACACAAGCGCAAACUACCAAAUUGUCAAACAUUCGUCCUUUUCAGUAUUUUGGGUAGGUCAAGAUUUGCUUUGAAACAAACCCUUACAACUCUACUGCAUUAUGCCACUGCAUGGUCAUUUAUUCCAACGUGGACUCUGCCACAUGGAAGCUAAUCAUUGAUGAACCAGAUUAGAGGCUACCAAAAUAUAUUGAUAAAAUAAAACAAUGCAGCUAUGGUAUGUAAAGUUUAAGAGUCUUGUUCCUAUCAUAACUGCUGGGGGACUUUUAUUUAUUGAGCGUAACAUUCAUUAAUCGUUAAAAUGUUAGCUGGCAUAACAUCUGAACUUUGUGUUCCAAAGUUGACAAUAUCAAUGUGUGAUACUUAUUUUCAAGAAGUUAAUAUUUUUGACUGAAUUUCAUCAUGUUUUUUUUUUUCUGUCUUUGUGGAGUUUUUACACAAUCCGGUUAUCAAGUUUCUUAGUCUUGUUUGUAAGUGUAACUUUUUUUGCCCUUGUGUGAACAAAGCAUGCCUUGUUUAAAAAUAUUGUUUAAAUAUCUGAUGUAAGGUAUUUUCAGGGGGAGUAAUGAUAAACCACAACAUGGGCAUUCACGCCGCAACAUAAUGUCAGAUUUUAUCAGAAAAAAAAGAUACGUGUCUUUAUUUUGUCUUUCUAGGGCAAUAAUGACACAGAAUUAAAGCAAUUCAAGCAACAACA